UCUCUCUCGGCUUUUGUUUUCUCAAAAUAAGGCUGGACAACAUAGAACAAGAACACAACAGUGAACAACUAAACAUGCACCCCACGUUCACAACAGCAAGAUCCUCCAGAAUUAGAAAUCACCCAAAAUUCCCACCGAAAAGAGAGAGAGAGAGAGAAAACAAACAACAUCAACUCACUGGAUUCUAUUGACAUUCUCUCUCUCUCUCUCUGUCACACUUUGGAGUUGGCUUCUUCCCUUUUUUUCCUCUCUCGCUCUCGUUGCCCAGCAGCUAACUCAAACCAGACAUAUCAAUCAUGUCUCUCCCUCCUCCUUGCUGAAGUUUUGACGAUAUUGGGUCGGGGUCGGUUCUAUUCGGUACCCGAUUACAUAUGCUCUUUCGCCUGUGUUGCCGGCUCAUUGGAUCGGUAUCCUCUGUUGGUGACCAAUGAUGGUGCGGGCCCUGGAACAAGAGCAGGAGGACUACAAGUCUAGGCUCUUCCAUUUCCAGGGUAUGCAUGACAACUCGGGGCGUCAUGUCAAAAGCUUGAGUGUCGACCAGAGCAUGUCAAAUGGAGAGCUCUCGGGCAAUGACGGGAUAAUGUCGAGAAGCUAUGGAGCGAAGCCUCAAAAUGAGAACCUGAUGGAGCAACAACAGAUUGCCCGUGAAGAAGCUAAAGAUAAGCAACCUUCAGACACGGAAUUGAUGAAAGAAAGGUUCGCGAAGCUGCUUUUGGGUGAGGAUAUGUCUGGUGGAGGAAAAGGCGUUUCCUCGGCCUUGGCCUUAUCGAAUGCCAUCACAAAUCUGGCCGCUUCUGCAUUUGGCGAGCAGAAACGGCUAGAGCCCAUGGCCCCGGAAACAAGAGCGAGGUGGAAAAAGGAAAUCGACUGGCUCUUAUCUGUGACAGAUCACAUUGUUGAAUUCGUUCCUUCUCAACAGAAAACCAACGGGGUGAACAUGGAGAUUAUGACAACGAAGCAACGCACCGAUCUCCACAUGAACAUCCCUGCUUUGCGAAAGCUAGAUGCCAUGCUCAUCGAUUGUUUGGACAACUUCAAAGACCAAAGUGAAUUUUACUAUGUAAACAAGGAUGACAAGGACUCAGGGAAAGGAGGUUCGAAGAGAAAAGAUGACAAGUGGUGGUUGCCCACAGUAAAAGUGCCGCCUAACGGUCUCUCGGAAAUGUCAAGGAAAUGGCUCCAGUUCCAAAAAGAUUCUGUCAACCAAGUCCUGAAAGCAGCUAUGGCGAUAAAUGCGCAAGUCUUAUCAGAAAUGGAGAUACCCGAAAAUUACAUUGAAUCUCUACCUAAGAAUGGAAGAGCAAGCCUUGGAGACUCCCUCUACAAGAACAUAACAGACGAAUACUUCGAUCCCGAUCAAUUCCUCUGUGCGGUGGACAUGUCAUCUGAACACAAAAUCCUAGACCUCAAGAACAAGAUUGAGGCCUCGAUUGUAAUAUGGAAGAGGAAGAUGAACAAUAAGGACAGUAAAUCAUCUUGGGGAUCGGCUGUGAGCAUGGAGAAGAGGGAGCUUUUUGAAGAGAGAGCGGAGACAAUUUUGCUCCUCCUUAAGCAACGGUUUCCAGGAAUUUCUCAAUCAUCAUUGGACAUUAGCAAAAUUCAAUACAACCGGGAUGUUGGACAGGCUAUCCUAGAGAGCUACUCAAGGAUACUAGAAAGCCUGGCCUUCACAGUGUUGUCCAGAAUCGAAGAUGUCCUCCAUGCCGAUUAUGUCGUGCAGAAUCCAUCGCAAGCAUCACAAAAAAGAAACCCUCUAAUAGAUUGUCCAUCACUGACAGGGACACAGAAGUUCAACGCUCGAGAGGAGAUAGAGAAGCUAAAUUUAUCAGAAGCACCUGGUUCGAUGACAUUAUCGGACUUCAUGGGGUGGAACAUGGAUCAACAAGAACCCGAGGAAAAGAAAGACAGAGCUGCUGAGGAUUUGCUUAAAGACAGUGACGGGAAGCACAUGGAUAAGCUCACCAAUUUAACCACCACCACCAAGAGGGUUUCAUAUCUCGAGAACUUGGGCGGUGUAAGAAGCCCCACAUCACGCCAUUAGUGCUAGUUUCGUAGAGGAGGAAAGGUUAGGAAGGAUGGUAAGCAAAAGAGAAGAUUUAUGGGAGGAAAAUUCAAAGCUUCAAGGAACAGAGAUCUCAAUCGAAGAUACAAGGACAUGCAUGAAGGCCCUCAUGCAUUGUAUUUGGCUAAUGCUACUCUUUUCCUUCUGUAAUCUAGGAGGAGUAAGAGGAUGAAGAAAGCUAAUAAACCGAGCGUCUUGUAAAUGCUAACUUCAGUGCAAGCAGAGCUUUGGUGCUGCCAAUCUUUCCUUAUCAUUUGU
Eucalyptus grandis is the source of this 2320-nucleotide messenger RNA. RefSeq names its product rop guanine nucleotide exchange factor 12. The record is from RefSeq and is a predicted model, not a curated record. Lineage: Eukaryota; Viridiplantae; Streptophyta; Magnoliopsida; Myrtales; Myrtaceae. The transcript has 8 exons. Bases 428 to 2041 code for a protein of 537 amino acids. Gene Ontology annotation, molecular function: guanyl-nucleotide exchange factor activity.